This is a messenger RNA of Bombus huntii, 2628 nucleotides long. Its product is annotated as chitin-binding domain protein cbd-1-like. The record is from RefSeq and is a predicted model, not a curated record. The transcript has a single exon. Gene Ontology annotation, molecular function: chitin binding. NCBI's taxonomy places the organism in Eukaryota, Metazoa, Arthropoda, Insecta, Hymenoptera, Apidae. Bases 1 to 2628 code for a protein of 875 amino acids. Gene Ontology annotation, cellular component: extracellular region.
AUGGCAGAUUCGAUAUUUUCUUCUAUUUCAGAUUUAUUAUUACUGGUCAGUGCCGUUUUGGCAGUGACGGGGAACGCUUUUGCCGAAAUACACGAAAUUCCCACAAAAUGUCCAGAAUCUGCAGGCAAAACCGUACAGCUCGCUCACAAACACGAUUGUACCAAGUUUUACGAGUGUUCCAAUGGACAGAAGCUACUCUCGAAUUGCCCAGAAUUUGCCCCGGGACAGAAGCUACAUUUCGACCCUGAACUUCAAAAUUGUACUUUCCCAUGGGAGGCAAAUUGCGCGUCAAGAGCUCCGGAUUGUUCAAAGGACGAAUUCAUACAACCUCAUUCCACCAACUGUAGCCUAUAUUACAAAUGCGAGAACGGGGAGAAAGUCUUAAAAAUGUGUGACGAGGGACAGCUAUUUAAUUUUGACUCUUUAGAAUGCGUAGACAAAGAUGCCGCCAAGUGUAAAGUUUACGAUUCAUGUCCAACAGGUAAGUUGUUGGAGGCUGUACUUCUCCCGCACUAUCGCGAAUCGCUGUAUUACGAAUGUAUCGAUGGACAAGAUGCUGUCAGACGGUGCCCAUCGGGCCAUGUAUUCGACAAUGAACUUAGGCAAUGUGUAUCUAAAGUUUAUUGUCCUGGAACCGGCACUAAGAGAAUUUCUCAUGAGACGGAUUGCGGUUUAUUUUACGAAUGCAUGGAUGGUGUUAAGGUAGAGAAAGCUUGCGAAGAUGGAUUGUCUUUCGACGAAUCCAAGGGCAUAUGUACUUGGUCUCCGAGACACGAGUGUUCGAAGGAAAAAAAUAUCAUAGAUUGUCCACCAGAGGGAUAUACAUUCUUACCACACGAAUGCUCUUGCACCAAAUAUUACUCUUGCGAAGACGGAGAGAGAUUUAUACAACAAUGCCCUGAAGGCAUGAUGUAUGAUUAUAUUAGAAAAGUUUGCGAUUUAUCGCGUACCGCCAUAUGUUGGAACCAAAUGUAUACUGACGACAAUUACCUAGAUCCAAAUUGUUAUAAUUCAACUGACUGUCCAAUCUAUAGCCAUGCUCGCUUCCCUCAUAAGGAGUGUAGGUUUUAUUACGAGUGCAAAGGGGGUGCGAAAUGUCUUCGGAGGUGUUCUGAAGGGCAUGUCUUCAAUCCAAAUCUCCAAUUGUGUGAUCUACCUAAGAACGUUCCCGGCUGCGGCGGUGGUGGCAGUAACGAACCUGACGAUACGACACCUAAUAAUACAGACAAUGAAUGCACUUGGUGUAAUUGUAAUAAUUGUAUUAUUCGGUCAGCUUAUCCAGAAGACUGUAAUCUGUAUUAUCAAUGUGAAAAUGGACAGAAAGUGAUAAAGCGUUGUCCUCGAAAUCUAGUAUUCGACCAUAUAAAUCAGAUUUGUGACUAUCAAGAAAAUGUACAUUGCAUACCCACAACUUCGAGCAUAACCACGCCCACGCCCACGACUCCCACUACGAAGCCGCCCCGUUGCAUUGAAGGACAGCGACUACAUCACGAGUGUCAAUGCAGUGAAUAUUACGAAUGUCACCACGAACGAUACCAAUGGUUCAGGUGUAGCCCAGGCAAAUGGUUUGAUUGGAUACUGUCAGAAUGUGUGGCACAAGACAUAGCUAACUGUUACCACCAUGAAAAUAAAGAUUGCGAAGGCACUUGUUCGUCAAGCACUAGCCGGUUGCCCCACAAGGACUGCGGCAAGUAUUGUACAUGCUACCGGGGAACCACCACAGUUGAAACCUGUCCCCGCCAUAUGUAUUACGACCGAGGUACACAAAACUGCCAGUGGCUAGAAGAUAUAAGUUACUGGAGGACGCAGUGUAAUCCUUCCGACUGUAGCUUCGGUAUCAAUUAUGUUCCUCAUGAAUGUAACUGUGACGGAUAUUAUAGCUGUUCAGGGAAUUCGAAAACAAUUGAAUGGUGUGGAAACGGGGAACACUUUGACUAUAGAACAGAAAGAUGCGUUGAUAGUAGAUAUGCUCACUGUUAUGUGAGCCCAUCAUGUGAAGCAAUUAAGAAAUGCGGAACCUGUGAGGCCACAAAACACAACACAAGUAGUUACGCAGAUGAUUGUCAAAAAUAUUGUAGAUGCAGCGGUAGGAACGUGUAUAUCGAGCACUGUGCCAGCGGUCUGUAUUACGACAUCCAGUCAGGAGAAUGUGCCUGGCCUGAAAACGUAAAUUUAACAUUAGGGCACUGCCCGCUCAUAACUGACUGUACCAGAACUUCCAAGUUUAUACCCCAUAAUUGUCAAUGUGAACGUUAUUAUGAAUGCAUAGAAGGAGUCAAAUAUCUCGCAGAAUGCCCUGGUGCAUCAUCUUUUGAUUAUGUACUCGGAACCUGUGUGAAUAAAGAGCCCCAUUGUUAUCAUGAAUUUUCGACACCUGAUAUAAUCAAUUCCUGUAUAGGGCACUGUCCGGAGCAGACGUCUUCUAGUCCGAUUGUCCGUUUGCAACACAAAGAUUGCAACAGAUACUGCGUAUGUUCAAUGGGAGCUCCUUAUAUCGUCAAUUGCCCUGAAUGUAGUCAGUAUGACAGUCAACUGCAGACCUGUGUACCUUCAAAUCUUUGCAACUGCGACCUACGGGCAAAGAAAACUUUGUGGUCGGAUAUACCAUUUGUGAGCAAUUUUCUUUAA